Molecule: messenger RNA, 4280 nt
Organism: Myripristis murdjan (pinecone soldierfish)
Lineage: Eukaryota; Metazoa; Chordata; Actinopteri; Holocentriformes; Holocentridae
Gene: ednraa
Product: endothelin receptor type Aa
Exons: 8
Coding region: 293-1648 (451 amino acids)
Biological process (GO): developmental pigmentation; enteric nervous system development; endothelin receptor signaling pathway
Cellular component (GO): plasma membrane
Molecular function (GO): endothelin receptor activity
Source: RefSeq, a predicted model, not a curated record
CACAUACACACGCACACACUUGAGCACACUCACUCACACGUACUGCAAACUCUCCACAGGAAACCCUGAGCCAUAAUGCGAAGGCACCUCAGAGCAGACGGGUGCGUUGCUCAAACCAAGUGGGAUACGGUGCGACUUUGAUAGUGCUUUAAUUACUCAUGUGAUGUGAUACAGAUGUCUGGGGGCUUCAGCCGAAAGUUUGCCUGACGGUUUCCAAGGGGGCCAGGCAGACAUUUUAGAAGCGUGAUAUAUUGGGACUUUAAUCUUUCAAUCAGUGAAAUCAAAGUGUGGAAUGUGUUCUACAAUGGGCGUCCCAGCUGUACAUAUGUUGGUGCUAAUGGCCUGUAUGGCAGCCAGAGGAAUGUGCCAGAUAAACACUACCGAGGCAGAGGACGACUCUUCCCGAGACUUUCUCCUCCACUCCACCCUCCAGACUCCAGGUUUCCUCAGCACCAGAGCUCCCAGCCUGGAGCCGGGCCCCACCAUCUUCCACCAUGGGGCCCCAGGGGCUGGAACAGGAUUUGGCUCUGCAAAUGAAUCUGUCAUAAGGAGGCCAGUAGCACCUCCACCGUGCGCCAUCACAACGUCCAUUCAUGACUAUUUUAAAUAUAUAAACACAGUAAUCUCCAUUAUUGUGUUUGUGGUCGGCCUGGUCGGCAACAGCACCCUACUAAGGAUUAUCUACCAGAACAAGUGUAUGAGGAAUGGGCCAAAUGCUCUCAUUGCCAGCCUGGCACUGGGGGACCUCAUCUACAUAACCGUUGAUAUACCCAUCAAUGUAUACAAGCUCCUGGCCUCACGCUGGCCGUUUGACAGCAGCGUCGCUGGCCUGUGUCUGUGUAAGCUGGUGCCCUUUCUGCAGAAAACCUCUGUUGGUAUCACCGUGCUCAACCUCUGUGCCCUCAGUGUGGACAGAUACAGAGCAGUUGCAUCGUGGAGCAGAGUUCAGGGAGUGGGCAUCCCCUUGCUGACAGCCAUAGAGAUCGUCUGCGUCUGGAUACUGUCAGUCAUUUUGGCAGUGCCAGAGGCCAUUGGCUUCGACAUGGUCAGCUUCACCUACAGGAAUAAAACCAUACGCACCUGCAUGCUUAACCCAAAGAGUGACUUCAUGUUGUACUACAAGGAUGUAAAGGACUGGUGGCUGUUUGGCUUCUAUUUUUGUGUGCCGCUGGCCUGCACAGCUUUUUUCUACACUCUGAUGACCUGCGAGAUGCUCAAUCACAGGAACGGCAGCCUCCGAAUAGCCCUCAGCGAGCACCUCAAACAGAGAAGGGAAGUGGCCAAGGCGGUCUUCUGUCUCGUUCUCAUCUUUGCUCUGUGCUGGUUCCCGCUGCACCUCAGUAGGAUUCUCAAGAGGACGGUCUACUCCCAGAACGACGUGGACCGCUGUGACUUGCUCAAUUUCCUGUUGGUCCUUGAUUACUUCAGUAUAAACCUUGCAACAGUCAACUCCUGCAUAAACCCGAUUAUCCUCUACUUUGUCAGCAAGAAGUUCAAAAACUGCUUCAAGUCUUGUUUGUGCUGCUGGUGCUACUCUGACCAACAGUUAACCAGCAAUGGACACAUGAACGGUACUAGUAUCCAGUGUAAAAGCCCCGAGCCUAACAACCUCCACACUGACCGUAGCAUCCGGAAAGACAGUGACUGACCGCUCACCCAUGGACUUUGACUCCCUGUGGACAAACUCUCAUUAUACCCAGCCAGCUUUUUAAAAUGCAUCAGCAUUCAGUUCUCACCACAAACACAUAUAAGAAUGACUCUUUACAGACAACAUGUAUGCAUCCCAAGGACCAUGAAGGCCACAUCCAAAGCCUGAAGCGGAUGCAUGAGGAAGUGGAGUUAAAAGGCACAGACAAUGGGUUUGGUGUACAGUUGCUCUGGCCUCUCAAAACAAACUAAUUCCUAUUCCUAUUCCAACACCUGAGGAUAGUGAUGCUGUAGCUUGAGAGAGGAGGGAGGAGAGGGGGAUGAGAGCGAAAGGAAGGCAAGACUCUUUAACUGGAUGUAGCUGAAAGGUGACUAUAAAUUACCCUCAAUCAGUAGCCAAGCGUGCUAUUCUUAUGGAGGCCAACACUGCUGGGAAGGACGCAUAAGCCACAGGAAGGAAAAGCAGACUGCUCACUGUCAGAGGGGAUGAUGGGAGAAGAGUAUGCGCUAUCCCCAGGAGUUCGCCCACGCUACUCUGUGACGGCACGGAACAGAAAAGCACAUGUCACUGACUCAAGCAGCAUUUCAUUCUCCAUCAGAGAUGCUAGUAGUUUUACAGUGUAUUACUCACAUUCAUUAUUCAUUGAGCUACUUCUGGUAUAAUUAGAAGAAUAUUUUGCAAUCGGUUUGCCUGGCGUUUGACUCCCACCGCUAGUCCUCAAAAUGUAAAAUAAUGUUCCAUAUUACUUUAUUAAAGAGAGAGAAAUAAAGAAUCCUUCUGAAUGAAAAGGUGCUUUUCAUCACCUUGAGCAUCCAAGGAUUGUCAAACAUAAUUUUUGGUUAGUAUGAGCAACAUUCAUUCAUACUGUCUAGUCUUCAAGUUUGCAAUACAAAUAUUAAAGAUUUGUCCAGUCUCCAAAUAUACAAGGGUACCCUGUCAGAAAAGAAAGUAUGGAGUUUUACUCUUUAGGGGAUAAGGUACAACUCUGCACCCUAUAUUCUGAGCAUAUGAUAAACAAAAAGCAGACAUGAAGUACUACAAUUAAAAGUAUACACAAAGGAAAACAAAAAAGGACACAAAUUAAGUAUUUUUCCCACAACACUGUGAAUUUUCCACAACAUUAAAAACUAAAAAAUGCCAUUAUUGCGGGGUUGUUAGAAAUAUGCUCCUGUAAUCCACAUAGUAUCCACUUUUAUAAAGUGUGCUGUUUUGAUCAAAGUAAUUAUUGUAUAUUGAAUGCUGUACUUUUGUUAUGCCAGAGGCAGGAGGCUGAGAGCGAUGGUAGAAUUAUGUUGUUAGAAUGGGAAUUAUGUCAGCUACCAAAGAAACAUGCUACCUUACCUUAUACGCCUACUAUCUGAUAUGUGAAUACAUGUACUAUUUGUGUGUUUGUGUGUGCGUGAGUGUGUGUGUGUGUGUGUGUGUGCACAUGUGUACUUGUGUGUAUAAUUACUUGCACUUCUUCAGUUGGAGUGUUUUGCACACUAUGUACAGCAGGCCAGACUGUCUGCCCUAUCAGUACAAUAUUAUUUUACCACUAUUCACAGAAGAGAUUCAUAAUAACCUAUAGAGGACUGUAUUCAUGCAAUUAUAUGUUCGGUGUCAUUGGUUUAAAACAUUAUUCUCAUGUUAGUGCUGCUGCUUAUACUAAUAAAUUAAUUUCUAAACGAGUACAAUCAUCUCCACUGUAAGAAAAUGGAGGUUUAUUUCACCCCGCUUCAAAUAUUGGUCUCUUUGGGAAGUGAAGGGCCCCCCUCUGUUUUUCAUCUGUGUCUGUGAGAAAGAGGCGCCUGGGAGUGAUUUGAAGUGCACUGUGACCCGCUUGGCAACUGAGCCCUUAGGGUUGCUCAUGUCAGUGGAGAGGAUGUGAACAGCUUGAACAGACGGUGGGAAUUUAAUCCAUAUAACUCACUUGUCGUCUGUGUUGCCGAAAUAAGAUCUCUGGAAGAAUAAUCCGACUGUUAUUUAUCCAUCUUUGAGCUAUGUCUUGGCUUGGAAGUUAUCCCGGAUCAUGUAUAGGAUCAUCUGUGUUUGUAAAUAUAGUUGAAUCAUGAGAAGUCACCGAAAAGCCUUGAUGCAAGUGUUGCUUUAUUUAAUUAAAAAUGCAUUUUGAGAAAUAUGUCUUUGCCCAGGUAACAACCUGUGUUGGUGAGAGUGUUUGUAAUGGAUUAAAUAAAGUGCUGCUUGCAUCAGUGCUGAGUUUGUGGCAACGUCUUUUAAUUCAGCUUCUAUUUGGCUGUGGCCAAGUGCCUCAUUAAUCCAGGAGUAUGUUCUGUCUAGCCCUCUCAUAAAAAGACAAUUACCAGAGCCAUGUAAUCCCAGACACAGUUUGAAAAGCCCCAAGAGCAACAGAAAAGUAUAAGAACCAUGGCUUUAUCCAGUCACUUUGUUAUUUGUUUCGGUGGGUUGGCGAUAAGUCUCAGAUAGGUCAUAAUCUUUAUGAAACUGUUCCAUAUCCCUCAUAUGAAACCACGUCAUAUUUCAUAUCAGCUGGGUUCUAGUAAGCCUCAAUAAACACUGAAUUCCACUCACAACUCAGAACUGUUGUUGCCAAGAUAUAACAUGUAAUAACAAAAAUAACAUGGGACAUAAUCGUGCUAUUCAGGAAAAUCAAAGAGCAAAAUGGGAGAGA